Prunus dulcis (almond) is the source of this 542-nucleotide messenger RNA. RefSeq names its product protein PHLOEM PROTEIN 2-LIKE A1-like. The transcript is spliced from 2 exons. NCBI's taxonomy places the organism in Eukaryota, Viridiplantae, Streptophyta, Magnoliopsida, Rosales, Rosaceae. The coding region runs from base 24 to 461 and encodes 145 amino acids. The record is from RefSeq and is a predicted model, not a curated record.
UGGAGGAGUCCAAAAAUGACUAUAUGGUCUGUGCAAGGGAUCUCAAAAUCAUUUGGUCUAGAGACCGUCGUUACUGGCGAUGGGUCAAAGAGACAGAAAACAGUUACGUUGCUGAACUGUUAAAUGUAUGUUGGCUAAAAGUGAGUGGAAAAGUUGAGAACCCAAACCUGUCACCAGGAACUCAGUAUGAAGUUGUACUUGUGGCCAAGAUGAAAACUAGAGCUUAUGGAUGGGAUGCUCCAGUGAAUUUCAAAUUCACUCACCCAGGUGGUACAAAGGACUGGACCAUUAAUUUGGGGGAUAAGUUUAAGGAUAGUAAAGAUCAAUGGAAAGAUAUUAAGUUGGGUGAGUUUAAUGCAUCCGCAAAUCCAGGGGACAUCGAGUUUUGGCUGUAUAAAUAUGGUGGGAAAUGGAAGAGCGGACUUGUUAUCAAGGGUGUUGCCGUUCGACCAAAGAGCUAAGUUGCAGAAUAUUAUUGUAAUAACUAGUUGCCAAAAAUUCACAUUUUGCUUUCAAUCUUAAUGCCAUCUACACCUUCCCAU